Messenger RNA from Drosophila sechellia, 2686 nucleotides. It is a transcript of the gene put, whose product is annotated as activin A receptor type 2 punt. Gene Ontology annotation, biological process: protein phosphorylation; cellular response to growth factor stimulus; activin receptor signaling pathway. Gene Ontology annotation, cellular component: plasma membrane; activin receptor complex. Gene Ontology annotation, molecular function: ATP binding; activin binding; activin receptor activity. NCBI's taxonomy places the organism in Eukaryota, Metazoa, Arthropoda, Insecta, Diptera, Drosophilidae. The record is from RefSeq and is a predicted model, not a curated record. Bases 420 to 1970 code for a protein of 516 amino acids. The transcript is spliced from 6 exons.
GUUGCGACAAAAAAAGAUUUAAUCGAACCGAAAGACGUGCUCGCAUAAAAAUCGCUUGAAAACAGGCCCGCAGACCUGUGAAAAACAGAAAAGUGCAGCGUGCAAAGACUUUUUCAACUGUGCCGCUCCAGCUUAAGAUUGAGUCGCGGUGAAAGGUCAAAGAAAAACCGCGGAAAUGCGCAUGCAAACGGCGUGUGGCCAGCAAAAUCGCUGCCAAGGCACCACACACACACUCGUCGACCCACACAUACACACUUAGUGCUGUACUCGAAAAGUGCGAAGACAACAGGAACUCUGUGCCAAAAUAAUAAUACCAGUACUCAGUACUCCACUCGACUGCACCUGCCCCCGAAACAUCGAAAUAUUCGCGUUACGUAUACGCAACGAGUGCUGUAAACAAGUUGGCCCAGGCGAUAACAAUGUCCAAAUACGAUCUGCUUUAUCUAACGGCGCAGCUAACGCUGGUCUGCUGCCUAAUUGGAAUCCAUGGAUCCAUUCUGCCCGGAAGUCACGGGAUCAUAGAAUGCGAGCACUUCGACGAGAAGAUGUGCAACACAACGCAGCAAUGUGAAACACGGAUAGAGCACUGUAAGAUGGAGGCGGAUAAGUUUCCCAGCUGCUAUGUCCUUUGGUCGGUCAACGAGACAACGGGCAUCCUGCGCAUAAAGAUGAAGGGCUGCUUCACGGACAUGCACGAGUGCAAUCAGACGGAGUGCGUGACCAGUGCGGAGCCACGGCAGGGAAACAUCCACUUCUGCUGCUGCAAGGGAUCGCGGUGCAAUUCCAACCAGAAAUAUAUUAAAAGCACCACGGAGGCAACCACACAAGUGCCCAAGGAAAAGACGCAGGACGGCAGCAAUUUGAUAUACAUCUACAUUGGCACCUCCGUCUUCAGCGUGCUCAUGGUCAUCGUUGGCAUGGGCCUUCUUCUCUACCGACGCCGCAAGCAGGCGCACUUUAACGAGAUACCCACGCACGAGGCUGAGAUCACAAACUCCUCGCCAUUGCUCAGCAAUCGUCCCAUUCAGCUGCUGGAACAGAAGGCCAGUGGUAGAUUCGGUGAUGUGUGGCAAGCCAAGCUCAACAAUCAGGAUGUGGCCGUCAAGAUCUUUCGCAUGCAGGAAAAAGAAUCGUGGACCACGGAGCACGAUAUCUACAAGCUGCCGCGCAUGCGCCACCCGAACAUCCUCGAAUUCCUGGGCGUUGAGAAGCACAUGGACAAGCCGGAGUAUUGGCUGAUAUCCACGUACCAGCAUAACGGAUCACUGUGCGACUACCUCAAAUCGCACACGAUAUCAUGGCCAGAGCUGUGCCGCAUCGCCGAGUCCAUGGCCAAUGGCCUGGCACAUCUGCACGAGGAGAUUCCGGCCUCAAAGACCGAUGGGCUAAAACCUUCGAUAGCUCACCGAGACUUCAAGUCUAAGAACGUACUGCUUAAGAGCGAUCUGACGGCCUGUAUUGCUGACUUUGGUUUGGCCAUGAUAUUCCAGCCAGGCAAGCCCUGCGGCGAUACACACGGUCAAGUAGGAACUCGACGUUACAUGGCCCCAGAGGUGCUUGAGGGUGCCAUCAAUUUCAAUAGAGACGCUUUCUUACGCAUAGACGUCUACGCAUGCGGUCUAGUCCUCUGGGAAAUGGUGUCACGGUGUGACUUUGCCGGACCUGUCGGUGAGUUCCUGCUGCCUUUUGAGGCCGAGCUGGGUCAGAGGCCGUCGCUGGACGAAGUUCAGGAGAGUGUGGUAAUGAAGAAGCUGCGCCCUCGCUUGCUCAACUCCUGGCGCGCUCAUCCGGGACUUAAUGUAUUCUGCGACACAAUGGAGGAGUGCUGGGAUCACGACGCUGAGGCCCGUCUUAGCUCUUCCUGUGUGAUGGAACGCUUUUCGCAGCUGAACAAGUAUCCCUCAACCCAGUUGCUGAUCAAGAACCACACCAACAUUGACGAUGCCAAGGAAUCUACGAAUUGCUUAUAGAAGCGGUACUAAGCCACAGACCAGCCAGCGGAUCUGUGGCUCUGCAACAAAUCAGUUGAAGCUUUUAGCUUCGUAGUGGAUAGUUGAUCGUCGAGGUCGUAAGACGUUUCGUUUUUAGUUUAAUAGUAGUUGUAGUAUCGUCAUAAGCAGCUAUGGAAUGGGUUGAUUUAUACGAAAGAAGUCGUGUAAGGCAUAACUUUUCCUAAGGGAAAAGUUAAAAGCUUAACAUGCCAACGAUUCUUUGUUAUUAUUUUCUUUAAAUUAUAAAUCGACCCAUUCGAUGUUAACACGAGAUCUUAAAUCUGUUGGAAAUGAGUGGAAACAUACACUAAGCAACUUUGAACAAAGAGCAUUAGAAGUGGCGAUAUGUGCAUAGACGUGGUAGUUGCUCAUCCGACAUUGACUUCAUUGACUGAUAACCAUACAUAGUUCUAUAUAAAUCAUGCAUAUAACGUACAAUUUGUUUUGCCCUCUGGCAGUAGUCUGUGUGCAUAUGUAAACUGUUGAAAAUUAUCGUCAAGCCUUUUAAAGUAUAAUUUUAUUUGUACGUUAUCGAAUGCCUUCAUAUAGUAGUAGUUUUAUAUUUAAAGUUAUUUUCGAAAUAGAUUUAACAAUUUUAAUUUACCUUUUAGUUGUAACGUUUUUAUUUCGCGCUCAAACGUGCAUGCGUUUUAAUGUUGUAUUUUAAAUAAAAAUACUUUAAACUCCAUCCUAAC